AUGGGAGACAGAGUGAUGGUAAGCCUCCUGGCUCUUGUGCUUGUGCUUUCCUAUGGAGUUAUGGCAAUGGCUAUGAGCUUUAAUCAUGAAGAUGAAGAAUGGGGAAAGGAUCAGAGAGAAGAAGAGUGGGAAGAGCAUCAUCAUCAUCAUCAUCACAGAGGGCAUCACCAUUAUUUCCUUCUGCAACGAUCAAGGGUCCUGGUGAAAACUGAAGCUGGGGAAAUGAGGGUGGUGAGAAGUGUAGGUCAUGAAAUAGUUGAUAGGCAUAUAAAUGUUGGGUUUCUCACUUUGGAACCUAACUCCCUCUUCAUCCCUCAGUACCUGGACUCCAGCUUGAUCCUCUUUGUCCAAAGAGGGCAAGGAAACCUGGGACUGGUACACCAUCAUGAACUGGGAGAGAGACAAUUGAAGGCUGGGGAUGUGCACAGGAUCCCAGCAGGUUCCACAUUCUACUUGCAUAAUGCUAGGGAGCACCAGAGACUUCAGAUCAUUCUCAGCGUUGACACAUCUGACAGUUUGAGAAUGGGUACUUUGGAGAAUUUCUUCAUUGGUGGAGGAACCAACCCGAAAUCUGUACUUUCUGGGUUUGAUUCGGAAAUACUCACAAAUGCAUUUAAUGUCUCAUCUUCAGAAUUAAGGCAGGUUUUGACAAGGCACCAAGAGGGUGCAAUUGUACAUCUAAAGAAUUCUCAAUCAUCAUCAUCAAACCUUUGGAGUAAGUUCGUAAGCAUGAAAGAGCAGGACAGACUACAAGAGUUGAAGAAAUUGGUGGACCUCUCAGAAGAACCGGAGAAAACCCUAACUCGGUCAUGGAGGAAACUGUUGAACUCCGUGUUUGGAAAACCUGAAAACGAGAAGAGAAAGCAGCAUCAUCAUGACCACUCACAGGAAUCCCACAACCUCUACAAUAGAAAGCCAGAUUUCAAGAACCACCAUGGAUGGAUCCUCUCAGUUGAUGAGUCUAAUUUCUCUCCCCUACAAAACUCUGGCGUCGGCGUUCACCUUAUUAGACUCAAUGCAGGGUCAAUGUUGGCACCACAUGUGAACCCAGCAGCAACCGAAUACGGCGUCGUUACAAGAGGCUCAGGACAUCUCCAGAUUGUGUUUCCAAAUGGAACUUUGGCAAUGAAGGCAGACCUAAAGCCAGGGAGUGUGUUUUGGGUGCCGAGGUACUUCCCAUUUGUCCAAGUAGCUUCUAACAACGAGCAACUUGAGAUUUUUGGGUUCACUACCUCGCCGCAGCCGAACCAUCCACAGUUCUUGGCUGGUUCUAGCUCGGUGCUGCAGGCUCUAAGAGGUCAAGAACUUGCAGCUGCUUUUGGUGUGAGUGAGGGAAGGUUGAAUCGCUUUGUCGAUGCUCAACGUGAAGCUGUCAUUUUGCCCUACAAUGCAGAGAGGCAUUAA
This is a messenger RNA of Fragaria vesca subsp. vesca, 1404 nucleotides long. RefSeq names its product vicilin-like antimicrobial peptides 2-2-like. The record is from RefSeq and is a predicted model, not a curated record. Lineage: Eukaryota; Viridiplantae; Streptophyta; Magnoliopsida; Rosales; Rosaceae. The transcript is spliced from 4 exons. The coding region runs from base 1 to 1404 and encodes 467 amino acids.